Cornus florida is the source of this 945-nucleotide messenger RNA. RefSeq names its product dirigent protein 22-like. NCBI's taxonomy places the organism in Eukaryota, Viridiplantae, Streptophyta, Magnoliopsida, Cornales, Cornaceae. The record is from RefSeq and is a predicted model, not a curated record. The transcript has a single exon. The coding region runs from base 221 to 799 and encodes 192 amino acids.
AUCAUAUUUUUGUUCUCUUCUCUCCUAACAUGCCCUACUUCCAUGGAAUUAACUACUCCAUACUCUUGUACUACCGUUGAACGUUUGAUCCACUUAGAAGAAUAUAAAGUUCGCUUUAGAUAAAGUUAGGGACACACAAACCACAGCUAGCCCUAUAUAUAAUACCCACCAUAUUUAUAUUCUCUUUCAAAACACUACCAUAUAUCUAACCCUACCCACCAUGGCCAAAACUCUUGCAUACCUCACUUCCAUCAUCUUCACCGUGUUCCUUUUCUCGACCCUGGUUGCCGCCGGAGAAUCUCAUCGUUUCUCGAGAAGCUUGUCUCGGGAAAUGCUAGGGCUGAAGAAAGAGAAGCUCAGCCACCUCCACUUCUACUUCCAUGACAUUGUUAGCGGCCGAAAUCCUACUGCUGUCCGAAUAGCGGAAGCGGCCAUGACUAACUCAUCGAUUACUGGAUUUGGUAUGGUGGCGAUGAUUGACGAUCCGUUGACGGUACGGCCGGAGCUAAGCUCGAAGCAAGUGGGAAGAGCGCAGGGAAUUUAUGCUUCGGCGUCCCUAAGUGAAAUUGGUCUUUUGAUGGUUUUGAACUUUGCUUUCAUGGAAGGGAAAUAUAAUGGUAGCACUCUCAGCGUACUAGGCCGAAACACGGUGUUGUCGACGGUGAGAGAGAUGCCGGUUGUCGGCGGGAGCGGGUUGUUCCGGUUUGCUAGAGGCUAUGCUCAAGCCAAGACUCACACUUUCGACCUCAGGAGUGGGGAUGCUGUUGUGGAGUACAAUGUCUAUGUCUUCCAUUAUUGACCCUCUCUUUUUCGUCCACUACUUUGCUUUUUCUUGCUUUUGCUUUUUUUUUUUUUAAGAGUAUUAUUAUUCUAUGGGGAUUUCAAAGCUCUUUAUUUGUUUUAUGACAGUGAUGUUCAAUAAUGAACGGAGCAAAUUAAGUAUUA